Molecule: messenger RNA, 918 nt
Organism: Nerophis lumbriciformis (worm pipefish)
Lineage: Eukaryota; Metazoa; Chordata; Actinopteri; Syngnathiformes; Syngnathidae
Source: RefSeq, a predicted model, not a curated record
GCGCUGUUGUUUGGCGAGGAUGUGGCCCAGAAAGGAGGGGUCUACACCGUCACCAGACAACUGCAACAGCGGUUUGGCGCGCCGCGGGUGUUCAAUACACUGCUGGAUGAGCAGACGAUCCUCGGCCUGGCUCAGGGCUACGCCAACAUGGGCAUGCUGCCGAUACCGGAAAUUCAAUAUUUGGCCUAUUUUCACAAUGCCUGUGAUCAGAUUCGCGGCGAAGCCAGCUCGCUGCAGUUUUUUUCUGACGCUAAAUUUGCCAAUCCGAUGCUGAUAAGGGUAGCCGGGCUCGGUUAUCAGAAGGGAUUUGGCGGUCAUUUUCACAACGACACCUCAACCACGGCACUGCGGGACAUUCCUGGCUUGAUUGUCGCCUGCCCGUCCCGGGGGGACGACGCGGCGGCAAUGCUGCGUACCCUGGCAGCCGCGGGCGUGCGCAGCGGGCGAGUCAGCAUGAUGAUUGAACCUAUCGCGUUGUAUAUGACCCGCGAUCUAUACGAAUCGGGUGACGGCGGCUGGCUGUUUGACUACCCCGCGCCUGACCUGUUUAUUGGGGUGGGGGAGCCACGUAUUUACCACCCGUUUGCCAGUGAUCUGCUGAUUAUCAGCUAUGGUAAUGGCCUGCCUAUGAGUCUGCGUGUUGCCCACCAGCUCAAACAAGAGCACGGCCUGGCCGUGCGGGCGAGUGCCUGUGAGCGAGUGCUGGUGGUAGACGAGGGGCGCCAUAGUGGCGGCGUUGCUGAGGGCGUUAUGGCGGCUAUUGCUGAGGCAGAUCAGUGCAAUCCAACCAUGGCCCGGAUCUGCGGGGCCGAUUGUUUUACCCCGCUGGGCCCCGCUGCGUCACUGGUAUUGCCCGAUGAGGAGCGCAUUACCAGCGCCGCCAUGAAGUUGGUGGAAGUGGCGCCAUCACAGGGAUGA